GAUGGAAGGACGUUAUCUGCUGCGGGGACAUUCUAUCAUGUGGUUCAAGAACUUGUGUCGCAACUGGCCAAGAAUGUUCAGGGCAGGGGUGGUCCUUUUCUUUGUGUUGACUUUAGUUAUGUUGUUUGUGAAUUGGCGCGAACGCUUCACGUAUGAAGGACUACGACGUCACCUGAAGGACGCAACCAGUAACUUCCAUGGGACCCAGCGCAAAGAUUUCUUGGGAGCAACAUCAAGGCUGCCUGGUACCACAGGGAGCGUCACAGCAGAUUCCGCCCCUCAGGCCUCUGUGCAGGACAACCCAACACAACUAUCGGGGUCUGGGAUUACCCUGUCAAAGAAUGAGAGUAAAAUCCGUUUCAACAGUACCGAGGUGAAGAAAAUGAGACAACACAUACUCAAUUCCUAUUAUAACGUGGACCACUUGACAUUUGUGAGGUCCUCCCUUCGGAUCGGGCAGCGUUUGAGAUAUGAAAUGCCUCUCAGUCACGAGAAACUAUUCGAAGUCACGGAAGAUUUCCUGAAGUUACUCCCAGAGGAAUCCCCCCUGAAGGGCCGCCAUUUCAACACGUGUGCAGUCGUGGGCAACUCCGCCGUUGUGCUGAACAGUUCCUGUGGUCAGGACAUCGACUCCAUGGACUUCGUCAUUCGGUGUAACUUGCCUCAGAUAGAAGGUUACGAGAAAGAUGUCGGCUCCAAGGCGAACUUGACUACAAUGAACCCAUCUGUGAUCGCGCAUAACUUCGGCCAAUGGGAAAAUGAAACAAAGGAUGAUUAUGAUCGGUUGUUACGACGUCUGACACAAGUUGGCGACCAGAUCUUGUACGUGCCUGCUCUAAGGUCCUCUGGUGUAGAGAAGUACGUGAGAGUGAUCAUACAGACUGUUCUUCGGCACAACCUGCCGAUCAAGACAGCUUUUCCUCCGGCACCAAUCAACACUCUGGUGGAAGCAAUUGGAAAAAAGCUGGGUUUGAGAUCCGCCAACCGUCCGCGGGAGCUCACAUGCAGGGCGCUGAGCUACCACUACUACGACAACACGAUGGAUUUGUCGAGCAACGUCUACGGGGCUCACGACAUGCCGGACGGAAUUUCGGGUAUUUCAGCAGCUCCACAAGCGAGGAGCAUUGGUACUGCAUACAGAACCAUGCCAGUGAUACUUUUUAAGAAAUAGGUAGAUUUUCGUUCCGAUUUUCUCCAUUAUUAGGCCUCUAUACAUGAAUGU
Branchiostoma floridae (Florida lancelet) is the source of this 1222-nucleotide messenger RNA. Its product is annotated as CMP-N-acetylneuraminate-poly-alpha-2,8-sialyltransferase-like. The record is from RefSeq and is a predicted model, not a curated record. Gene Ontology annotation, molecular function: alpha-N-acetylneuraminate alpha-2,8-sialyltransferase activity. Lineage: Eukaryota; Metazoa; Chordata; Leptocardii; Amphioxiformes; Branchiostomatidae. Gene Ontology annotation, biological process: oligosaccharide metabolic process; N-glycan processing.